AUGAGUCGGGGGAUCCGUCACCAGUUUGGCAGGACAGUCAGCAUCUUGUUCAUGGUCGUCUCGGCUUCGCAGUUCCACUGGCUUUUCUAUGCUGGCAGGACCUUGCCCAACACCUUUGCUCUCUCCAUUGUUAAUGUUGCAUACUCGUACUGGAUGAAGGCUUCACCCUCUUUUCAACAAACGGGUACCAGGCGCGCAACAGAGUGUUCGCUGCUCCGAAUGAUCGACUGCCUUGUCUUUGCGACGGUUCUCUUCAGAUCUGAGAUCCUGAUCCUCAUGGGUCCUAUUAUUCUUCUCGAGCUGGCUAUGACCCGUCUUGGAUUCUGGACGACAGUUUUGGAGGGAAUCAAGGCUGGUGUUGCCAGUGUGGCAAUUGCCAUUGCGAUUGAUUCGUGGUUCUGGCAGACCUGGAUGUGGGCCGAGGGAGCAGUCUUUUGGUUCAAUGCCGUUGAGGGCAAAUCGGUCGCCUGGGGAGUUUCGCCCUGGUACACUUACUUCUUGGUCCUCUUGCCCAAGAUUGCAGGAUUGGCUUUACCUCUGGCUUUGGCGGGAACGGUCGUGGAGCAGCGGUUGAGACGCUAUCUCUUGCCUGCUGGUGUCUUUGUCACCCUGUACUCGUUCUUGGGACACAAGGAGUGGCGCUUUGUCAUCUAUGUCGUCCCUCUCCUCAACCUCGGUGCCGCCAUCACCCUUGCUUGGAUUUUGAAGCGCAAGACGAUUGUAUAUAAGGUGUUGGCAGUUGUUCUUUUGGGAGCUGUUGGAUUGAGCUUCAUCUCAAGCGUUGCUCAAUCUGCAAUCUCCAGUCUCAAUUACCCUGGUGGCCAAGCCCUUCAACGUCUCCACAAACUUGAUCUUCACCGGUUUGCUGCAGCAGCUACGGUACAUAUUGACGGAGCAGCGGCCGAGACAGGAUGCAGCCGAUUUGGCGAGAUUGGAACCUCAGUAACCUUGCCUACAUAUUCAUACGAUGCUGCCCACAACCCCCCCUUCUUGCUUCACAAGCCAUGGACUUAUUCCAAGGACGAAUCGCACCGUCACCGUCGGGAUUACUUGCACUAUACCCACCUCUUGACUUCUCAACCUGCUUUCCAUAAGGACGACUUUGUUAUACUGGAGCAGGUCAAUGGCUAUGCGGGCAUUCAGCGUGUCCCACUCUCGCAGAUCAAGGAGGCCUGCCCUCGGGCGAUCAAGGAGUUGGUCUCUGCUGUGUCAACAGUAGUGUCGAGUCCAAAGGAGUCUGUCGCCUCGUUGUGGACUGCGUGCAGCCCACUUCAGGUCAAGACUGAAGGCCGGAUCUGGAUCAUGCGCCGUGUCGGUGCCAUGGAGAUGUAG
Messenger RNA from Linnemannia hyalina, 1332 nucleotides. The record is from the annotation of a GenBank genome assembly. Lineage: Eukaryota; Fungi; Mortierellomycota; Mortierellomycetes; Mortierellales; Mortierellaceae.